AUGGGUCACCCUAUUCAACGGCAAUCUAUUACUCCCAGUGUCGUCGCUGUUUCUAUGCCGACACUUGAGGAAUGUAUCGAACGUUUUUGGAAAACUGAAGAAUUGACCGUUGACAACAAUUAUUCGGUAGAGGAGCGCCACUGUGAGGAUUUCUUCCAAUCCACAACGUCUCGUGACGAGACAGGCCGCUACAUUGUCCGGCUACCACGUAAACCCGAUUUCGACGCGAUGCUAGGUGAAUCCAAAAUCGGUGCUCUUCGUCGCUUCGAGCAACUCGAGCGGCGACUAGAACGGGACCAAAAGCUGAAGGAAGAAUAUCACGAUUUCAUGAGGGAGUACCUCUCCCUCGGCCAUAUGCGAUUGGUCGAGUCGGACGAUGUAAAUCACUCCCACAUAUAUUAUCUUCCUCACCACCCCGUAAUCAAGGAGGCAAGUACAACCACCAAAGUAAGAGUCGUAUUCGACGGCUCUGCUCGUACUUCAACCGGCUUCUCCCUGAAUGAAGCUCGGUGGUCCAAGAUGAUCUUCUUGCCAUCAUUCUUCGGUUUCUGA
Molecule: messenger RNA, 552 nt
Organism: Armigeres subalbatus
Lineage: Eukaryota; Metazoa; Arthropoda; Insecta; Diptera; Culicidae
Exons: 1
Coding region: 1-552 (183 amino acids)
Source: RefSeq, a predicted model, not a curated record